UGCCAGACUUCGGCCCUCUCGGCCUUGCUCACGAACCAGUAUAUCGGCCAGUGCGCCACCGACUCGGGAUACUCAUUCUCAUACGGCACUCAGCCCGAUGCUGAGGAGGUUGCCGGUAUGUGUGCGUCGAGUGCAUGCGCCAAUUUGCUCGCUGACGUGGAGGCGUUGGGUUUGUCGGAAUGCAUUCUACCUAUCGGCGACAAGAUCUACUUGUUCCGCGACCUCGUGGGCUACGUCGCGGACCAGUGC
Messenger RNA from Phytophthora infestans T30-4, 249 nucleotides. Its product is annotated as elicitin-like protein. Gene Ontology annotation, cellular component: extracellular region. The annotation marks the transcript as partial. The transcript has a single exon. Lineage: Eukaryota; Oomycota; Peronosporomycetes; Peronosporales; Peronosporaceae. The record is from RefSeq and is a predicted model, not a curated record.